Messenger RNA from Knipowitschia caucasica, 621 nucleotides. The record is from the annotation of a GenBank genome assembly. NCBI's taxonomy places the organism in Eukaryota, Metazoa, Chordata, Actinopteri, Gobiiformes, Gobiidae.
AUGGGUGGGGGGGGGGGGGACGGGGAGUGGGGGGGGGGUCGUGCGGGGGGGGAUAGGAAGGGCGGGGGGGCGCGCACGCAUGGGGGAAUAGAAGGGUGGAGGAGGGAUGGAGAGAGGAAGAAGGAUACGGGGGGGGUGGGGAGGGGGAUGGGGGGGGGGGGGAGGAAGGUGGUGGGGGGGAGGGAGGGGGGGGGGGGGAGGGCGACGGGAAGGGGGGGGGGAGGGGGGGAGAGGGGGGAGGGGGGGGGGGAGGGGGAGGGGGGAGGGGGGGGGGAGUGGGGGGGGGGGGAGGGGGGGGGGGUAGGGGGGUGGGGGGGGGAGGGGGGAGGGGGGGGGGGGGGGUGGGGGGGGGGGGGGGGGGGGGGGGGGGGUGGGGGUGGGGGGGGAGGGGAGGGGGUGGGGGGGGAGGGGGGAGAGGGGGGGGGGUGGGGGGGGGGGGGGGGAGGGGAGGAGGGGGGGGGGGGGAGGGGGGAGGGGAGGGUGGGGGAGGGGGGGGGGGGGGGGGGAGGGGGGUGGAGGGGGGGAGGGGGGGGGGGGGGGGGGAGAGGGGGGGGAGGGGGGGGGGGGUGGGGAGGGGAGGGGAGGGGAGGAGAGGGGGAGUUUGCCUGGGAGAGGGGGUGA